Molecule: messenger RNA, 8307 nt
Organism: Nestor notabilis (Kea)
Lineage: Eukaryota; Metazoa; Chordata; Aves; Psittaciformes; Psittacidae
Gene: BPTF
Product: bromodomain PHD finger transcription factor
Exons: 27
Biological process (GO): regulation of transcription by RNA polymerase II
Cellular component (GO): NURF complex
Molecular function (GO): RNA polymerase II cis-regulatory region sequence-specific DNA binding
Source: RefSeq, a predicted model, not a curated record
GUGGUGUACGAUGAUCAUGAGAGCGAAGAGGAGGAGGAGAGCAUGGUGUCCGAGGAGGAAGAGGAGGCAGACCCCGAGGAUAACCAGGACUCCGAGGAGGAAGAGGAGGAGGAGAUAAUGGAGGAAGAGGACGACGACGACUCUGACUACCCCGAAGAGAUGGAGGAUGAAGACGAUGCCAGUUAUUGCACUGAGAGCAGCUUCAGGAGCCACAGCACCUACAGCAGCACCCCAGGUAGGAGAAGACAAAGAGUGCAUCGUCCUCGUUCUCCAAUAUUGGAAGAAAAAGAUAUCCCACCCUUGGAGUUUCCUAAAUCCUCAGAGGACUUAAUGGUGCCUAGUGAGCAUAUAAUGAAUGUUAUUGCCAUCUAUGAGGUACUAAGGAACUUUGGCACUGUUUUACGCCUCUCUCCUUUUCGUUUUGAGGACUUCUGUGCUGCUCUGGUAAGUCAAGAGCAGUGCACGCUUAUGGCAGAGAUGCAUAUAGUGCUUUUAAAAGCAGUUUUACGUGAAGAAGACACUUCAAAUACUACCUUUGGACCUGCUGACCUCAAAGAUAGCGUUAAUUCCACUUUGUAUUUCAUAGAUGGAAUGACGUGGCCAGAGGUUCUGCGGGUAUAUUGUGAGAGUGACAAGGAAUACCAUCAUGUUCUUCCUUACCAAGAGACAGAGGACUAUCCUUAUGGACCAGUAGAGAAUAAAAUCAAAGUUCUGCAGUUCUUAGUGGAUCAGUUUCUUACAACAAACAUUGCACGUGAAGAGUUAAUGUCAGAAGGUGUUAUUCAGUAUGAUGAUCAUUGUAGGGUUUGUCACAAACUUGGGGAUUUGCUUUGCUGUGAAACUUGUUCAGCUGUGUACCAUUUGGAGUGCGUGAAACCACCUCUUGAAGAGGUACCAGAAGAUGAAUGGCAGUGUGAGGUCUGCGUAGCACAUAAGGUGCCUGGAGUAACUGACUGUGUUGCUGAAAUCCAAAAAAAUAAACCUUACAUUCGACAUGAACCUAUUGGAUAUGACAGGCAUAGACGAAAAUACUGGUUCCUGAACAGAAGAAUCAUUAUAGAGGAGGAUUCAGAAAGUGAGAAAGAUAAGAAAAUCUGGUACUUCAGCACAAAGAUCCAGCUGGCAGAGCUAAUCGAAUGCCUAGACAAGGAUUACUGGGAAGCUGACCUAUGCAAAACUCUGGAAGAAAUGCGUGAGGAGAUUCAUCGGCACAUGGAUGUAACAGAAGACCUCACUAAUAAAGCAAGGGGCAACAACAAGUCUUUCCUUUCAGCAGCAAAUGAUGAAAUUUUGGACACUAUCAGAGCAAGAAAAGGAGAAAUAGUGGAAGAUAAAACCACAGCAGAUGAUGAAGCAGAAAAGGCCAAAAGUGAUGCUGAUAAUGACCAGACAGAUGCUGAGAGAAGCAAGGAAGAAUCUGGAGAUCAAGAUAAAAUUGAGGAAACAUCCACUGAGCAAGAUGCAGAAAAAGUGAAAACAGAAGAGGCAACAGUCGUUGGGGAUAAAAGUAACUCUGUGACAUCAAGCACUGAUGACAACAACACAAAUCCUUCUGCAGGAGAGACUAGUUGCUCUGAAGGGAAGAACGCAAUGGGGUGUCAGUCAGAAACCCUUGAGAGCAACAACGUGGCAGAGAAGAAGGUGGCAUCAGAGCUCCCUCAGGAACUCUCAGAAGAAACUGGUCAGAUGAUCCCUGGCAACAGUAGCAGUGUAUCUGCUGCACCUCUACCGUCAGAUGUUGAGAACAGCAACGGCAGUGAGCUGGGCUCUGGGCAGAACGACUCCAUUAGGACUCCUGAUGAUGCUGAGAAUGCAGAGAGGGGAUCCCAGACUUCAGAGGACAUAGGAGAGAAAUCUAAUGGUGAAAGAAGCGACUCUCCAGGCGCAGGAAAAGGCACGGCAGGUUCGACGCGAAUGCUUACGAGAUCACGAAAUCCAGAUAGCAAGUUGAGCCAGAUGAAAAGCCAGCAGGUGGCUGCUGCAGCACAUGAAGCAAAUAAGUUGCAUAAAGAAGGCAGAGAGGUUCUGGUGGUCAACUCUCAAGGUGAAAUCUCCCGAAUGAACACAAAGAAGGAAGUUGUGAUGAAAGGAAAUAUCAACAAUUAUUUCAAAUUAGGGCAGGAGGGGAAAUACCGUGUUUAUCAUAAUCAAUAUGCCACUAAUUCAUUCGCAUUGAACAAGCACCAGCACAGGGAGGACCAUGACAAGAGACGACAUCUCUCGCAUAAGUUCUGUCUGACUCCUGCUGGAGAGUUCAAAUGGAAUGGGUCUGUACAUGGGUCCAAAGUUCUUACCAUUUCCACUUUGAGGCUAACUAUCAUUCAGCUAGAAAACAACAUCCCGGCAUCAUUCCUUCACCCUAACUGGGCUUCCCACAGGUCUAACUGGAUUAAGGCUGUUCAGAUGUGCAGCAAACCUAGAGAAUUUGCACUAGCGCUGGCUAUAUUGGAGUGUGCAAUUAAACCGGUUGUCAUGCUGCCAAUCUGGCGGGAGUCGUUGGGGCACACUAGGUUACGCAGAAUGACAGCAAUCGAAAGAGAAGAAAAGGAGAAAGUGAAAAAAAAAGAGAGAAAACAAGAAGAAGAAGAAACAAUGCAGCAAGCUACGUGGGUGAAAUACACAUUUCCUGUCAAGCAUCAGGUUUGGAAGCAAAAAGGAGAAGAAUAUAGAGUAACAGGGUAUGGUGGCUGGAGCUGGAUUAGUAAAACACAUGUCCACAGGUUUCUGCCCAAACUGCCUGGAAAUACUAAUGCAAACUACAGGAAGUUGCUACCAACAAAGAGUGAAGAUGAAAAAUGCAACUUGGAUAAACGAAAAGGUCCAAUUAAGGUAAAACCAGAAAAAGACAGAACAAAGGAUUCUCAUGAGCUGCAAGCAAAAGACAAAGCAGAUGUUUCAGAAACCUCAGAGAAAGUACAAGUGAAAGAAGAAAAGUCACGUCAAGAAAAAGUGGAAGUUGAUAGGAUUUCUGAAAACCUAGAUGGUGCAAGAGACAAAGUGGAAAAAGAAAUCGAUGGUGAAAACGAUAAAGUCAUCAAGGAAGAACCUAUGGAUGUAGAUGAUGUGAAAAUUGAAUCCCCCGUAAAAGAUGAGGACAGUCAUUGUAAGCUGGAUAUAAUUAAUGUCAGUGAGGGGUUUCAUUUAAGGACUUGCUACAAAAGGAAAGUAAAAUCAUCAAAAUUAGAUGGACUACUUGAGAGGCGGAUAAAACAGUUUACACUGGAAGAAAAACAGCGGCUAGAAAGGAUGAAACUGGAGGCUAGUGCUAAAACUGGAGGCAUUCGACCUGUAAGCCCCCCAAAAAACAUAGAUGAGCUACAAAUGAGAAAAGUAAAAGAAGGAAGCCAGUUUGACAUGUCUUCCCAAAAUCAAACCUAUAUUUCAGAUAAGACCCAAACUGAAGAUGCAGAACAGGACUGCUUGCCAAUUAGCAGCGUCUCUUGUUCCAAAACCAGUGAGCUGGAUGAACCCUCUUUGCCUUUGACAAACAGGCUAUCCAAAAGAGAAGGCCAGCUACUGGAUGAAGACUCACGUCAAUCAUCUGAAGGUGAAAGCUCCAUUCAGAAUGAUAGUAAAGAAAGCAAGCCUGAACCUAUGACUGCUGAUAAGUGUCAAGGGCAAGAGGCUCUUGGAGAGUCUGAGAGUACCUUUGUGGAUGGCUUGAAACAAACAAAUGCAGAAGGUAGAAUCAAAUGGGAUGUUUCAGAAACCAGCAAAAAACCUUUGAAACAAAACCUACCUACUUCCAGAGUGUCUCAGUGUGAACGUGAAAACAUAGAGCCGGUGGUAACUGAAAGCAGCUGUAGAAAAGAUGCUCUGGCCACCCUUGAAAAAACAGAUUCAGAAGGAAAUUCAGAACAUCAGAGCAAAGAUCCAGAAAGCAAUUGUAUGCUAAAAAGCCAUAUUGAACCAACGUCCUCUCAAGAAAGUGAAAUGGAGGAAAAAAUGGCUUCAGUAAAGAGUGAAAGUAAAUCUGAAAACAAGAUCAUGUUGCACCAGAAAUCAGUUAGUAAAGAUCUAGAACCAUUUGAAAAAGAGCUAAUUGCUGAAAGAAACCUUGAAAGUCAAACGCUGGAACACAUGGAUGGGGUAGAAGUUGAUGAGGAUUUACUGAGCUCUAAACUAACUGAGGCUAAUGGUCAAAAGAAAAUGGAGGCAAGGACCAUAACCAAAUAUCUCGAUCAGACAAAUCUAAAUAGUGUUACUGACAAAAAGAAUAAUAAGGAUGAAGAAACUGAGAUGGAAAAAGAAACAUCAGCAUUUCAAAUGAAUGGAAAAGACAGCAACGUUAAAGUAUUACCAAAUGAUGACUGCUCAGUUAAAGAUAGUUGUGAAACAAAGGUAGGGGGUGAUACUGAACCAAAAGUUAAUAAUAUUAAUAAAUCCAUUCAAGAACAUGAAAUAAAGCCAUUGACUUUUAAGGAAUCUUCAGUAAAACCAUUCAUGAAUGGUGACAUCAUGGUAGAGGACACAAAGGACAAAAAUAACGUGGACUCUAAGUCACGUCUGCAGAGUUCGCCUGAGCUGGAAUCUGGAGAGAGUCUUCAGCCACCAGAUGAAGUUCCCAAGUUUGUGCAGAAAAGUGAAGAAAAACGUCUUUCUCCUGAGAGAUCUGCUUUUGGCACUGCCUGUAAAGAAAAUAACCUGAACAGUGAAACAGAAUCCAUGGAAACUGAAGUAGUCGAGGAGAAGAAAGUUACUCCAUCGCCUGUAACCUCACGUGAGGAAUCUAGCUUGAGUAGUCACUUUGCUGAUCAGAAUGGUGUACAGACAUAUAAAAUGGAGAAUGUUAAUGGAGAAAGUAAAACAAAAACUGUAAUUACUGAAGUGACAACCACAACAUCGACUGUGUCUACAGAAUCCAAAACUGUGUAUAAAGUUGCAGAGACUGUAGCUUCUAAGGAUGAGAAGACAACAGUAGUGUCAUCUACAGAAAACUGUGCCAUAUCCACUGUCACUACCACCACUACUGUGACUAAGCUCACCACUCCAGCUACAGACAGUAACAUUGAUGUAGUUUCUGUGCAAGAGCAUAGUAAAACAGUGGUUACAACAACAGUAACUGAUUCACUGACCACCCCAGAAGGCACAUUGGUGACUUCCAUGACUGUCAGCAAAGAAUAUUCUACAAAAGACAAAGUGAAGUUAAUGAAAUUUUCAAGACCCAAAAAAACCCGUUCUGGAACUGCCUUACCAUCUUACAGAAAAUUUGUUACCAAAAGCAGUAAAAAAAGUAUCUUUGUUUUACCCAAUGAUGACUUGAAAAAGCUGGCCAGGAAAGGAGGGAUCAGAGAAGUUCCCUAUUUCAAUUACAAUGCAAAGCCUGCCUUGGAUAUCUGGCCAUAUCCAUCCCCAAGGCCAACUUUUGGGAUCACUUGGAGGUACCGACUUCAAACAGUGAAAUCACUGGCUGGCGUCAGCCUUAUGCUGCGGUUGUUGUGGGCAUGUCUCAAAUGGGAUGAUAUGGCAGCAAAAGCUCCACCUGGGGGAGGAACUACACGUACAGAAACAUCUGAAACUGAAAUUACAACAACAGAAAUAAUCAAGCGAAGAGAUGUUGGUCCGUAUGGAAUCCGGUCAGAGUACUGUAUAAGAAAAAUUAUUUGUCCCAUUGGUGUACCAGAGGCUCCAAAAGAAACUCCAACACCUCAGAGGAAGGGACUGCGAUCAAGUGCACUAAGGCCAAAAAGGCCAGAAACACCCAAGCAAACGGGCCCUGUUAUAAUCGAAAGUUGGGUAGCAGAGGAGGAAUUGGAACUAUGGGAGAUCAGGGCAUUUGCUGAAAGGGUGGAGAAGGAAAAGGCACAGGCAGUUGAACAACAGGCUAAGGUUAGUGAACAGAAGAAGGCAGAGGAAUUCAAGGCCCAAUUGGAGGCUCAACUAAAACACCAACGAUUGGCUGCCCAGCAGAAACGGCUGGAACAGCAGAAGCAGAUGCCUACAGUAGGUGUGUCCCCUGCAGUCACUACAUCCAGCAGCACUGCAACUACUGUCUCAACACCACAGAAAGUUGUGGUAGGCCCUUUAACGGGCCCAGUCCCCACUGGAACCAAAGUAGUACUUACUACAAAAGUGGGUUCUCCAGCUACAGUCACAUUCCAACAGAACAAGAAUUUCCAUCAGACUUUUGCUACUUGGGUUAAACAAGGCCAAUCUUCAACAGCCACUAGCACAGCUGCCACUUCAGCCACAACCAUUGCCAGCACAGGGCAGACCUUCCAGAUCUCAGGCAGUCCAGUAACGAUGGCAGGGAAAGUGAUAACUAAGCUGCCACUCCCUGCAAACAGCAAGAUUGUUGCCGUCAAUGUGCCAUCAACUCAAGGAGGUGUUGUUCAAGUUCAGCAAAAGGUAUUGGGUAUCAUUCCAUCAACUACAGGUGCAAGUCAAACAUUUACUUCAUUCCAGCCAAGGACAGCAACUGUAACCAUUCGGCCAAAUACCACAGGGACAUUAGGAACAACAAGCACUUCACAAGUAGUGCAAGGGACACCGCUUCGCCCGGGUAUGACAGUGAUACGGACACCACUGCAGCAGUCAGCGCUUGGGAAGACCAUCAUUCGAACACCUGUGGUGGUGCAACAAGGUAUUCUUCCAGCCAGUCAGACACAGCAAGUGGUCACUCAGAUAAUCAGGGGUCAGCCUGUCUCAACAGCAGUUUCUAGUACCAGCACAGCUUCUUCCAGUGCUGGGCAGAAAACGGUCACAAGUUCUGGAACACCACCUCAACAAACACAGCCACAAACCACACCACAGCCCACUCGCCCCCAGCAGGGACAAGUGAAGCUUACUAUGGCCCAGCUCACACAGCUAACACAAGGACAGGGUGGCAGUCAAGGAUUAACUGUGGUAAUUCAGGGACAAGGUCAAACUACUGGUCAAUUACAAUUAAUCCCUCAGGGUGUGACUGUAAUACCUGGUCCAGGACAACAGCUUAUGCAAGCAGCUAUGCCAAAUGGUACAAUUCAGAGAUUUCUUUUCACCCCACUACCAGCAGCUGCUACUACAGCUAGCACAACUACAACAACAGUUUCUACUUCAACCUCAGCUACAGGGGAGCAGAAGCAAGCUCCACAGGCACAGCCAACAUCAGCGCUGCCACCAGCUCAGCUACAGCCUCAGAGUCAGCAGCAAGCCCAGCCUCAAGUACAGAAUCAGAGUGCUCAGCCUGUGCUGCCGGCCCAGCCACAGGCACCUCAGCCAGCACUUCAGCCUGAAGCUCAGACCCAGCCUGAAGCUCAGACUGCAGCAUCCGCUGACUCUCCAGUCACACCUGAAGCACAGUCAUCUAAAUCUCCAGUUCAGUCUCCAGCACAGACCCAGGCUCAAGGGCAGUCUCCAGUGCAAGUCCCGAGUCAGCCGCAGACUGCAAUCCUUCCACAAGGCCAGUCCCAAGCCCAGCCUCAGCAACCAGCUCAGGUGCAGACUACAACCCAACAACAGAUUCAGAUGCAGCCCCAUGCUCCCAUACAAACUCAAGCGCAGCUGCAGCAAUCACAACCUCAGGUUCAGGCUUCGGUCUCAACCCUUCCAACUACUCAAAGUUUAAAUCAGGUUCCUGUGCAAUCCCCAGCUCGUCCUCAGCUACAACUUCAGCAGCCUCCAACAAAACUUAUUACAGUGCCUCAGCUUCAGCAACAAGUCCAAGUUCUCUCUCAGCUUCAGUCACAUGUUGUGGCUCAGAUACAAGCCCAACAAGGCAGUGUGCCCCAGCAGAUCAAGCUUCAGUUACCUAUUCAGAUCCAACAAACUAGCCCAGUACAGGCUCACCAGAUUCAGAAUGUGGUAACAGUUCAAGCAGCUAGUGUUCAGGAGCAGCUGCAGAGAGUUCAGCAGCUCAGAGAGCAGCAACAGAAGAAAAAGCAGCAACAGAUAGAAUUUAAACGUGAGCACACCCUUCAGGCUUCUAAUCAAAGUGACAUUAUCCAGAAACAGGUGGUUAUGAAACAGAAUGCUGUCAUAGAGCACUUGAAACAGAAGAAGACACUGACUCCAGCAGAGAGGGAAGAAAAUCAGAGAAUGAUUGUGUGCAACCAAGUGAUGAAAUACAUUCUGGAUAAGAUUGACAAAGAAGAAAAACAGGCAGCUAAGAAACGAAAGCGAGAAGAGAGUGUGGAACAGAAGCGUAGUAAACAGAACGCUACUAAGCUCUCGGCUCUGCUUUUCAAGCAUAAAGAACAGCUGAAAGCUGAAAUAUUAAAGAAAAGAGCACUCCUGGACAAAGAACUACAAAUUGAAGUGCAGGAGGAGCUAAAGAGAGACUUAUCUAAAAUUAAGAAAGAAAAAGAAAAAGCCCAGGCAGCAGCUGCU